Lachancea nothofagi CBS 11611 is the source of this 897-nucleotide messenger RNA. NCBI's taxonomy places the organism in Eukaryota, Fungi, Ascomycota, Saccharomycetes, Saccharomycetales, Saccharomycetaceae. The record is from the annotation of a GenBank genome assembly.
AUGAGCUCAAACUUGGAUGAUUAUGAGGAUCUUGAUGAUCUUUUGGAAGACCCCUCCAAACUAGAUGAGGAACAGGUUUCGGGCCAGGGGCCAAUUGAUGAAACUAAAAAAUCGAUUAGCAACGGCGAUCCAGAGAUGGCCGGUGUAAUUGAGGAUUUGCAAGGAGAGUUUGCUAAAUUGAUGCAGAAUAACAACGGUGAAUCGCAAGAGGAUACAAAAACUGCAGAGGAUUUCAAGCAGUUGCUCAAUACUUUGGGCGAAGCAGCUUCAACGUCCAGUGGAACAACGCGCAAAUCAGAGGGUCUGAGUGCGAACCAGGGUGCCAAGCCCGGCGAGAAUGGGUUCAAGGAUAUUGUUUCAAAUACGCUUGAUCGGUUGAAGGAAAGCGGUACAAAAGUAGAUACAAACUUGAUGGAGGAAAAGAAGAAGGGUAAUUCCGAUGAUAUUUUAUCGCAACUACUAGGACAAUUGGUCGAAGGAGACGGCGAUGAAGACGAAGAAGGUGUUGAAAAUGCAAUUCAGAGUAUGCUCAAUCAAAUGUCCGCAAAAGAGGUUUUGUAUCAGCCGAUGAAAGAAAUGCAAACCGAGUUUACAACCUGGAUGGAUGUUAACGAACAUCUCGAAGAGCAUGCUGAUAAGAUUGAAUGCUACCGAGAACAAAUGGGGCUUGUGACCAAAGUUGUUGAGGUGUAUGAAAGAGAAGACUACGAGGACGGUAAAUUUCGAAACGAGGUGGGGCAGUUGCUGGAUCAGCUAGAGCAGCUUGGCGACUCGCCCGUCAGCAAAGGCUUCAGCAAUCCGGACACCGCGAAUCUCGAUAAAUUGCUGGAUAUCGAAGGAGGAGACAACUUGGGGAACAUCGACAAAGAUCUGCAGGAUACAUGCCAACAACAAUAG